AUGGACUGAUAUGAUGAGCCAAAAGCUAGAAGGCCAUCCAAGAUGGCUGGCCGAAACAACGAAGAAUGGCGGACUUUCUUGAACGGUUCUGGGCAAGAUUACGAACCGAAUCUUAACAGAACAGCAAAUAUGGAUGACAAUAUAGAUGAUAUCAAUGAUAUUUUUUCAUACAUUUACCAAGAUGAGGGUAACCAGGAAAAUGGACCCUAUGCCAACAUCAAAACAGAACAACUCACACCUCCCUACACUCCACCUGAUUUGAUGGAAGGAAUCAAUGAUGAUCCUGUCAAUGAUAGCUUGGAUGGCCUCCUGAAAYUGGASGCCAUGGAAGGGUUUUCAUCACCUCAAGAUGAUUGCUUCCUGGAGCAAAACCCAGUAGUAACCAGCUCAGAAGCUGUGUCUGGACAGUUCUUACAGACCUUGUUGACACAACAGAGUGUUAAUAAUACACAAAUAMAACAACCAAGUAUUACUAGUCAACCACGACAACAGCAAAAUGUUACAGAUUCUACUUCUCUGCUUGAGAUUCUUCAAAGACCUAAAAUGUCUCCUGUGACAGGAAGUGUUACUAGUCAACCGAUUGUCACCUCUCUUCCUCAAGAUAAUCAGCAGCAACCGGCAUUGAACAGCAAUCAGCUUCAACUAUUAAAAAUGCUUUUGAAAUACCAAGACAAGCAGAAGCAAGAGCUUCUACAGCAGCAGCAAUUUCAAACUCAAACACUUGCCAAUCAGAAGAAACAACUUGAGCAGCUACUAAGCUCUUUUGUAGCACCAACAUUAACACAACCUCAAGUACAGACACAGCUUCAAGUACCAGCCCAGCCUCAAGUGCAGACACAGGCCCAAGUACAGCCAUCUUCCUCUGUACCAUCUCAGGUUGCUAUAACCAGUCCUGUUCAAAUGCAGUCCCAAGCUCUUACUAGGUCUGUUCCAACACCACCAGCAGUAACCACAUCAGGUUUUCCAUCAAUGCCAUCACCAAGUUCAACAUGCUCAGUUGGAAGCCCAGUGUCUGCUGAUAUUCAACAAAUGUCUCCCCAAGCAAUGUCAUCAUCAGGGUCUUGUGUUUCUUCAAACCCAAGCUCUCCUCAGCAGCCCCUGUCUCCUCAGUCUCCUCCUCAGACAAGUGCACCACAGCAAACAUAUCAACAGGUUUUCCAUAUGCCUCAGUUGGUACAAGCUAAUGGUAGCCAGGUGAUUACUAUUCCUGUGGUACUUGAUAAGAUACCAAUUAGUAAAUUAGCUCCUGGGAAGCAAGAAGGAAAUGGAAAGCCUAUCACUCGCACUAACCACAAUGCUAUAGAGAAACGCUACAGAAACAGCAUCAAUGAAAAGAUUCAAGAAAUGAAGGAUUUGGUUUGUGGGACAGAAACCAAGAUGCACAAGGCAGGGAUACUGAAGAAAGCUCUUGACUACAUAAAAUAUCUUCAGAAAGAAAAUAUUCGUUUAAAAGAUGAGAAUAUGUCACUGAAGAUGGCACAACAAAAGCAAAACACCAUCUCUGAAAUGAUGAAGAAGCAGGAAGAACAUCAAGAAAAGACAUCCCAGUCACAUGACACCACAAUGCCAAACAAAAACCAACAGCCAAGUACAACACCUAUGCCUCCCAAGUCUGUCAAGAUUGAGAAUCUUCCUUUCAGCAGUUGCGGCAUGCUGGACAAAACUCGCAUUGCUUUGUGCACAUUCCUGUUUGCAUUUCUUCUUGUSAGCCCUCUGAAUUACGUGUUGCCRAACCUUUCACCAAAUUUGCCACUUUCUGGUGGAGCAGAUUAUCAGUCUACUCAUACUGGGAGCAGAACCCUCAACUCUCUCAGCACGUCUUAUGAUCCAUCAGUAGUCAUAACAUGGGCAGUUUUAUUCUCUUUAAAAUGGAUUGUUAACGUCAUUCUCAUCAUUGCCGUCCUCGUGCACAUYUUUAUCUUUGGGGAGCCUGUUACAAGGCCUCAUUCUGAAAGGGCWGUGCUGUUUUGUAGGCAUAAAAACCAGGCUAACAUCGACUUGGCAAGGGGAGAUCAUAUAUCAGCUGCCAGAAAUCUCGAGAUUUGCCUUCGUAUCCUGGGACGGCCGGUGCCCACAUCUAAACUCGAUGUAUUUUGUGGGUUUGUGUGGCACCUGCUCCGUCAUGUUCUUCAUCGCCUGGGAAUAGGUACAUGGCUGGCAUCAACAGGGUGUGGGGUCUUAUUUCGGAAGGCCAAUGAGAACAUAACAAAGAAUUAUGACAAGAUAAAUGCACGUGAUGCAGCGCUUGUCUGCCAUAAGUUACAUCAACUAAGUCUUACUGGGCAUGUACCAAGGGGCUACUGGCGUUCAUCAGUGCUGGGUCUGUCUGCCAUCAAUCUAGCAGAGGCAGCUGGGGACUUUGUUAGUUCUGAGAUGAAAUCACAGAUAUAYGUGACAGCUGCCAUUCAGAUAAGAGCCAGUCUUCCUGAAGGAUUGCACUUUGCUGCACGUUAUUUUCUGGCUUGUGCACGAAAUACAUGUGCUGGUGCUACUAUUCCCCAGCCAUUGCAGUGGUUAUUCCAGCCACAAGGACACAGGUUUUUUGUCAGUAGCGAUUGGUCAUGUGAUGGAGGGGAUUCUAUGUGGGCCACAGUGGCUAAUGAAGCUGAUCCUAUUGCACAUGUGAGCAAAGCGUUUCGUGAACGCCUUCUGAAAGAAGCCCUCUCCGCCAUUGUGCUUCCAAAGGACAAGUCYAGUGACAAGAAAGUCACUCAGAAUGUCAAAGACAGCUGGGUGGAUGCAUUAGCUUACCUGGACAUCAUGAAUGUCUGCGCAGAGGCAACAGAGGAACCAAAAGAAGGAGGAACGUAUGUUCUUGGGAGCAGUAACCUUCCUAUUCACAGUAGAGACGAUGUAGGGAAGUGGUGGGCUGCAGUAGGGAUGGUAGCUGUKCACUGGCUGCGUGGAGAUGAAGAAGCUGCUGAGAGACURUACAGUACUGUUGGUAGUGUUCCAAAGUCCUUGUGGAAUGCAGAAGAUCCAUUGGCCAAGGCAAUUUUGAGAUCAUUCAAAGCCAGAAAASAGAUCUUCAGUAUCAAGAAAGUACCCAAAGAAACUCUAGACGAAUGCCUUGACCUGUGUGAUAAAGCAGGGUAUAAACUAAGAGAGAGCAUCAGUGUAGCAUCAUACAGAAGCACUGAUAAGCUCCACAAACUCGCUCAGCUAUUAUGUUGUGACUGGCUUCUAGCCACACGCACAGACAUCUGGCAAAAGACAUGUGGACAACAUGAACAGUUUCCAAGUCCUGUUGACCCCGUGGAGUUGUUAGCMUUCCAACAUGACUGGGAAAGUUUACAGAAGGUUACUAAUGAUGUUCCGGCUGCACUGCCCAGGCUCUACCUCUAUGAGGCUGUGUCAAGACUGAUGGCUGGAGCAAAUCCUACCCAGACACAACAACUGCUGGAACGUAGUUCACUAAGGCAGCGUUUUGCCAUGAAUGGUCCCGGCUCGGACAUUGAAACAUCAAAAUUAAAGGMUGUUGAUAACUUGGAAUGUGUGACWAGCGAACAUGAACGAGCCACAGCGCUGAUGUUGGCCUGCCGUCACCUCCCAGAGCCUUUUUUAUCWGCCCCAGGCCAGCGUAAAGGCAUGCUCGUAGAAGCAGCCAGCUCWCUGGAGGGCAUGGGCGAUAAACGCACACUUCAGGACUGUCAACAGCUAUUACUGCAGUUAGGUACAAUGACAGACUCRUAGCACUGGGGAAUUCCUUAUUACAGGAAUAUAGAAUUAUAAAUAGACUAUUUGCAGGAGGAGCCGACGGGGUCUGUYCUUCUAAAUAACUUUUCUUGUACGAUUUUUUUCCUGGAAAGGGAUUUUGAGCUACAUUGUU
Exaiptasia diaphana is the source of this 3829-nucleotide messenger RNA. Its product is annotated as sterol regulatory element-binding protein 1. Gene Ontology annotation, cellular component: nucleus. Gene Ontology annotation, molecular function: RNA polymerase II cis-regulatory region sequence-specific DNA binding; DNA-binding transcription factor activity, RNA polymerase II-specific; protein dimerization activity. The transcript is spliced from 14 exons. Gene Ontology annotation, biological process: regulation of transcription by RNA polymerase II. The record is from RefSeq and is a predicted model, not a curated record. Lineage: Eukaryota; Metazoa; Cnidaria; Anthozoa; Actiniaria; Aiptasiidae. Bases 43 to 3693 code for a protein of 1216 amino acids.